AGCACACAGAAUAUAUAUGCAUUCUACCUACAAAUUCUUCAAAUGCCAAGCAACAAGAGCAAGAAAGUAUUAAAGAAACAACAACCAAAGAAAAUAAACAAGCCUCAAACAAAGAACUAAAGGGAUAGCAAUGAAAAUGGUGAAGAACGAGGAGAAUCCAGGAAGGAGAAGCAGAAGCAGGGUAGAUGGAGAGGCCUUGGAAGCAAAGUGUGCCAAGAGAAAGAGAAGAGAUCUAAUACCCGCGUGCCACAAUCAACAAAUAGAGCAGCCACGGCAGCAAGUUUAUCAAGCUUCCGCCCCUACCACAGUGAAGAGAAGUUCAAAGUUUCGCGGUGUCAGCAAGCAUAGAUGGACAGGGCGAUUCGAAGCUCACUUGUGGGAUAAACUUUCUUGGAAUGUUACACAGAAGAAGAAAGGGAAACAAGUUUACCUUGGAGCUUAUGAUGAAGAAGAAUCAGCAGCAAGAGCAUAUGAUUCAGCUGCACUCAAGUAUUGGGGGACAUCAACUUUCACCAAUUUCCCGGUGUCUGAUUACGACAAAGAGAUUGAGAUAAUGCAAACCGUAACAAAAGAGGAGUACCUAGCCUCUUUAAGAAGAAAGAGCAGUGGCUUUUCAAGAGGUGUAUCCAAGUACAGAGGGGUUGCAAGGCACCAUCACAAUGGAAGAUGGGAAGCUAGAAUAGGAAGAGUCUUUGGAAAUAAAUACCUCUACCUUGGCACUUACAGCACCCAAGAAGAGGCUGCUCGUGCUUACGACAUUGCAGCAAUUGAGUACAGAGGCAUCAAUGCUGUGACCAACUUUGAUCUAAGUUCAUACAUUAGAUGGCUCCAGCCAGGAGCAAACAAUCCAAUUGCUGUGCAAGAACAACAGAUGAACACAGAAUCUCAGUCAGUCCCAUCCUCUAACUUCAGUUCAGGAGAGGAAUUCCAAUCCUUGUUGUUCCAUGUCGAUAAUUUCAGUGUAGAUGACUUGAACUUUCCUCAAAAGCAAGAAGUGAUUGAAAGGAAAUUCCCGGUUAGCAAAUACGCAGAGUCUUCUUCUCCCACUGCGCUUGGCCUCCUCCUUCGUUCUUCAGUAUUUAAAGAAUUGGUGGAGAAGAAUUCUAAUGUCUUCGAGGAUGAAAUUGACGGGGAAGACACAAAGCACCAAUUACAGAUGGGUAGGGAUGACGAGUAUGCAAGGAUAUUAUAUGAUGGAAAUGGUGAUAUCCCAUUUGUGCUCUCUUCCAAUCGUGAGUUCCAAGGAGAGCUUCACUUCACCUAUAAUGAUCAAGGUGAACUGCUUGGAGCAGCAUCGUGCGACAUGCCUUCCAUGUGAUCACUAGUAGCAUUUGCAGGAUAUCUUGAGUAAUCUUAAUUGGUUUUUUUUUUUUUGUCUCUCUAGAAAUUUAUUACUUGAGCUUUUCUUUGUUGAUAUGAAAUUCCUCUACAAAUAAAUAUGA
This is a messenger RNA of Camellia sinensis, 1442 nucleotides long. Its product is annotated as AP2-like ethylene-responsive transcription factor At2g41710. Gene Ontology annotation, molecular function: DNA-binding transcription factor activity; DNA binding. Gene Ontology annotation, biological process: regulation of DNA-templated transcription. The record is from RefSeq and is a predicted model, not a curated record. Lineage: Eukaryota; Viridiplantae; Streptophyta; Magnoliopsida; Ericales; Theaceae.